This is a messenger RNA of Diospyros lotus (date-plum), 2431 nucleotides long. RefSeq names its product protein NRT1/ PTR FAMILY 2.11-like. Gene Ontology annotation, molecular function: transmembrane transporter activity. The record is from RefSeq and is a predicted model, not a curated record. Lineage: Eukaryota; Viridiplantae; Streptophyta; Magnoliopsida; Ericales; Ebenaceae. Gene Ontology annotation, biological process: transmembrane transport. Gene Ontology annotation, cellular component: plasma membrane. The transcript has 4 exons. The coding region runs from base 401 to 2188 and encodes 595 amino acids.
CAGCGUGGGGUGUCAGACAGGCAGAUCCAACAAUUCAGGGUGGGGUGAACUGAAAAAAAUUGAACCGAACUGGGGUGCAUUGAAAUUGGAUUGAGUUAUUAUAAAAAAAUCAAAAUUUUUACCUUCAAAAUUUAAAUUUUAUUAUGAGCUGCCCUGAACUUCAACCCACAGCUCACACAUAAAUCUGCCUUGAGAUAUUUUAUUCUACAUUAUUAUAACUGGUCGUUCAAGGGGUAAGGCUGGGGGCACUGCAUGUGGUAGUUGCAGUACUAUGAUAUUACACAAAUUAAUCGCGGAGGGAGGGAGAGAGAGAUUUUGCGUUGGGGAGGUCACUCCAUCUUGACAGUUAACACUUCCAACUUAUAUAGGAGUAGAGAGAGUUAUUUGUUUCUGGGCAGCCAUGGAGAAGGCGGAGAAAGAAGCCAUGGAAAAGAAAGAAGAUGAAGUUAAAAAUGCGGAGGCUGAGAUCAACUACAGAGGAGUGAAGGCCAUGCCCUUCAUCAUAGGAAAUGAAACCUUUGAGAAGCUGGGAGCCAUUGGCACCUUAUCCAAUCUCCUGGUCUAUCUCACCACGGUCUUCAACAUGAAAGGCAUCACAGCCACAACUCUCAUCAAUGUCUUCAAUGGCACCACCAAUUUUGCUACCUUGCUGGGAGCUUUCUUCUCCGACACCUACUUCGGUCGCUACAAGACGCUCGGAUUUUCUUCAAUUACAUCUUUUCUGGGAUUGCUCUUGAUCGACCUCACGGCCGUGAUCAAGGGGCUGCAUCCUCCCCGCUGCACGUCAGAAGACAGCAGCAGCUGCAUCGGUCCAACAGCCUGGCAGCUGGCAUUUCUGUUAGCAGGCUUUGGACUAAUGGUGGCAGGUGCCGGGGGCAUCCGGCCAUGUAACUUGGCCUUUGGAGCCGACCAAUUCAACCCCAAAACCGAAACGGGAAAAAGAGGAAUCGACAGCUUCUUCAACUGGUACUUCUUCACCUUGACAUUUGCCAUGAUGGUGUCACUCACAUUAGUUGUCUAUGUGCAAUCUGAUGUGAGUUGGGCUAUAGGACUGGCAAUUCCUACAGUUUUCAUGCUGGUGUCUUGUGUUCUCUUCUUUGCCGGGACGAGAAUAUAUGUAAAAGUGAUGCCAGAGGGUAGCCCUAUAACAAGUAUAAUGCAAGUCAUAGUCGUUGCAGCUAAGAAAAGGAAAUUGAAGCUACCAGAGCAGCCAUGGCUCUCCCUUUUCAACUAUGUGCCCCCCAAUUCUAUCAACACCAACCUUUCUUACACCCAACAAUUCAGGUUCUUAGACAAGGCGGCUAUAAUCACACCGGAUGACCAGAUCAACCCAGACGGAUCAGCGGCCGGUCCAUGGCGGCUCUGCAGCAUGCAGCAAGUGGAAGAAGUGAAAUGUGUCUUAAGGGUGAUACCUAUCUGGGCUGCAGCCAUAUUGUACUUUGUGGCUAUAACCCAACAGCAAACCUAUGCUGUCUUCCAAGCCCUUCAAUCCAACAGACAACUUGGAAGCACCAAGUUCAAAGUCCCUGCUGCUACUUACCCCGUAUUCAACAUGCUGACGAUGACUCUCUGGUUACCUAUCUACGACCGAAUAUUGGUCCCAGCACUCCGAAGGCUCACAGGGAGAGAAGGCGGCAUCAUGAUACUCCAAAGAAUGGGCAUCGGCAUAGGCCUGUCAGCACUCACAUCACUGGUUGCUGGCUUGGUUGAGGAGAAGCGGAGGACUCUGGCACUUACUAAGCCAACACUAGGUAUCGAGAAACAUCGGGGUGCCAUUUCUUCCAUGUCGGCUCUAUGGUUGGUCCCUCAGCUCUCCCUAGCUGGGCUCGCUGAGGCAUUCAUGGCCAUUGGGCAAGUGGAGUUCUACUACAAGCAGUUUCCAGAGAACAUGAGAAGCAUCGCUGGGUCUUUCUUCUUCUGUGGCAUGGCAGCAUCGAGCUAUCUAAGCGGGUUCCUGGUGUCGAUGGUCCACCGUACAACCAAAGGGAACAAAAAUGGAGGAGAAUGGUUGCCGGAAGAUCUUAACAAAGGGAGGCUGGACUAUUUCUAUUACAUGGUUGCGGGUCUUGGGGUCCUAAAUUUGGGCUACUUUCUAGUGUGCUCUAUAUGGUAUAGGUAUAAAAGAACAGGAGGCAGUAAUGCCACAGCGGAAAUGGAAAAGAAGCAUAUUGAUAAACCCCUUGCUUGAUAUUUGAUAGAAUUCGCUUCACAUUAAGAUAUCAUACGUUAUCAAGCUGCCAAGGAGUCAUGUAUUAGGACUACAUUCUUGCUCACUAAAUAACCUCUCCUGUGGAAUAACAGUUAACAAAGCCACUGAACUAUUUUCAUGUUCUUCUUUAUCAAGUCAUUAGCAUGGUUAUAAUGCAGUAGACAUACUGCACUGUUUAAGGUGUUUUGAAUGCCGAGUACUUCCUCCCACACCAACUGUUUU